AUGAACUUCCGCCCAGAAUACAAGGAAUACUUUAAGCAGGGAUCAACAGCAAAAAUAUACAAUGGAGCAUUUGAAGACAUGGGAUUCUACGAUGAGGUGGAUAUAAAGGAAUUCAAGUAUAGCAAGGAAGACAGGACAUUCUACUAUCCAUGCCCUUGUGGGGACAGCUUUGAAAUAUCCUUGGAAGAUCUAAAGAAUGGCGAGGUUGUUGCAAGAUGUCCUUCAUGCUCCUUGAUAAUCUGUACAGUAUAUGAGGUAGAGGAUCUUGAGGCAUACCUUUGA
Encephalitozoon romaleae SJ-2008 is the source of this 282-nucleotide messenger RNA. RefSeq lists its product as hypothetical. NCBI's taxonomy places the organism in Eukaryota, Fungi, Microsporidia, Unikaryonidae. Gene Ontology annotation, biological process: protein histidyl modification to diphthamide. The transcript has a single exon. Bases 1 to 282 code for a protein of 93 amino acids. Gene Ontology annotation, molecular function: metal ion binding. The record is from RefSeq and is a predicted model, not a curated record.